GUGUGGUUACUAUUAAUGGGAUUCUUAACGACACAAGUUCUUGUUUUUAUUUCAUCUCAGCUUUUACUUGUGGUGUUUAUGUUUGGCAACACAGCUAAGACUGUAUUUGAAGCUAUUAUAUUUGUUUUUGUGAUGCACCCGUAUGAUGUUGGCGAUCGUUGUGUCAUUGAUGGCGUUCAGAUGAUUGUAGAAGAGAUGAACAUCCUGACUACAGCCUUUCUGAGAUAUGACAAUGAAAAGAUAUUUUACCCAAAUUAUGUUCUGUCAACCAAGCCAAUCAGCAACUUCUACAGGAGUCCAGAAAUGUGUGAUACGGUUGAAUUUGCUGUGGAUUUUUCUACUUCAAUAGAAAGAAUUGGAGCUUUAAAGGCUAAGUUAAAAGUGUACUUGGAGAGUAGGCCUCAACACUGGCGUCCGAACCACAGUGUAAUUGUUAAGGAUAUUGAGAACGUAAACAAGAUGAAAAUGGCUCUAUAUGCUACUCACACCAUCAGUUUUCAGAACUAUGUGGAUAAGAAAAGCCGAAGAUCUGAAUUAGUGCUGGAGUUAAAGAAAAAUCUUGAAGAUCUUAGUAUUAAAUAUCAUCUACUACCACAAGAAGUUCAUCUCAGUUAUGUAAGAUCAGAAGACUCGACGGUACAAACAGAAAGAGUUUGAAUUGAAGAUGAGGAGUCCAAGGGUGACCUUUGAUAAUGGUUCAUCUCAGUUAUGUAGCUCAAAUUUUUUGUGUUAGUCCUUGACUAAUAGUGUAAAAUCUCCAACUUUCUUUCAUAACAAACAAUGUGUAAAAUGGUGCCUUUUAUUCUA
Lotus japonicus is the source of this 807-nucleotide messenger RNA. Its product is annotated as mechanosensitive ion channel protein 10-like. Gene Ontology annotation, biological process: detection of mechanical stimulus; transmembrane transport; monoatomic anion transport. The record is from RefSeq and is a predicted model, not a curated record. Lineage: Eukaryota; Viridiplantae; Streptophyta; Magnoliopsida; Fabales; Fabaceae. Bases 16 to 657 code for a protein of 213 amino acids. Gene Ontology annotation, cellular component: plasma membrane. Gene Ontology annotation, molecular function: mechanosensitive monoatomic ion channel activity. The transcript has 3 exons.